AUGACAGAUCUCAUCCGAGACGCGCCCAUGGGGCAGCUGAUACGCUACAUCACUCGCAACAAAGUCCUCCUCUACCCAGAAGAGAGGCCAGACUUUGAAGCUCCUUCCUCAUACACGAAUCCCGAUCAUCUUACUCAGACAAAGGGAGAACCGCUCAGCACGAUACCAUCGAGUCUCGCAGCCGGAGAUGACGAGAAGAAGCACCUCGAGCCCACCGAGCCAGCCUCACCGCAGUCGCCAUCCACAUCUCUGGAUCGCCGAACGCUGGAAAGAAUCGAAACAUCCCGAACGGAAGUCGAUCUCGAAAAGGCCCUUACGAACCAGCGCACAAACACAUUAUCCCUAGUACCAACCCGGACAGCCCUCUCACACGCCCACACCCAAGCCGAGCUCGCCGCCGUCAUCACAGCCUCAGCUCACCUCGCCAAAGAACCUUCCCAACCCAUCGUCCCACAACGAACAGCCGACGGCACAAUCCUCGUAGACUGGUACACGACCGACGACGCCGCGAAUCCCCAAAACUGGUCCAGUGGGAAGAAGGUCGUGGCCAGUCUGCAGAUCUACCUCUACACCUUAGCCGUCUACAUGGGCUCCUCGAUCUACACACCUUCCGCCGAAGGCAUAAUGAACGAGUUCCAUGUCGGUGUGGAAGCCGCUUCCUUGGGACUGGCAUUAUAUGUUCUGGCGUACGGCACGGGUCCAUUGAUCUGGAGUCCGCUAUCUGAGAUCCCUUCGAUUGGCAGGAAUCCGCCUUAUAUGAUUACCAUGGGUAUCUUCGUCAUCUUGAUCGUGCCCACGGCAUUAGUGCAGAACUUUACCGGACUCUUGGUGCUCAGGUUCUUGCUCGGCUUCUUUGGCUCGCCGGCUCUGGCGACUGGUGGCGCGAGUCUGCAGGACAUGUACUCCCUGAUCAAGCUACCGUAUGUGCUCUGUCUGUGGGCUCUUGCGGCCACGGGAGGUCCCGCCCUCGGUCCUGUGAUCUCUGGCUUCAGCGUCACGGCUGAGAACUGGCGAUGGAGCAUGUGGGAGAUGCUGUGGUUGUCCGGGCCCGUCUUCCUCGCUAUGCUUCUCUUCUUGCCCGAAACCUCAUCGGCAAAUAUCCUGCUCAGAAGGGCGCAGAGACUCAGGAAGUUGACCGGCGAUAUGAGACUCAAGGCGCAGUCGGAGAUUGACCAAAAGAACAUGCGACCCAAAGACGUGGCUUUCGAGGCGCUUGUGAGGCCGUUGCAGCUGAUCUUUAUGGAUCCCGCCAUUGGCUUCACAGCCGGCUACGUUGCUCUCUGCUAUGGCAUCUACUACAGCUUCUUCGAGGCCUUCCCGCUCGUCUACAUCGACAAAUACCAUUUCAGUGUCGGCGAGAUGGGUCUUGCUUUCCUCUCUAUCCUUAUCGGCGCACUGCUCGGCAUAGCAGGCUAUUACACCUACCUCUACUACGUCGUCGAACCGGACAUGAUCAAGAAUGGUCUUGGCAAACCUGAACGACGACUUAUACCUGCACUCGUGGCUAGCUUCUUGCUGCCUAUUGGACUGUUCAUGUUCGCAUGGACAGGCGACGCAAACGUGCACGUCCACUGGAUCGCCAGCAUCAUCGGCUGUACCAUCUUCGUCAUUGGCGUCUUCAUCCUGAUGCAGUGUAUCUUCGUCUACCUGCCUUUCGUCUACCCGCAAUACGCCGCCUCACUCUUCGCUGGCAACGACUUUGCGCGAUCCGUUGUGGCCUUCGCAGCGGUCCUGUUCAGCCGGCCGAUGUAUGUCGGCUUGGGAAUUGGUCCAGGUACCAGUCUACUGGCCGCAUUGACUACGGCUUGUGUUGGUGGAAUAUUCGUCCUGUUCUUCUAUGGAGAGAAGCUUAGGGCUAGAAGUCGGUUUUCUGCUAAGUGA
Molecule: messenger RNA, 1881 nt
Organism: Recurvomyces mirabilis
Lineage: Eukaryota; Fungi; Ascomycota; Dothideomycetes; Mycosphaerellales; Teratosphaeriaceae
Exons: 3
Coding region: 1-1881 (626 amino acids)
Biological process (GO): xenobiotic detoxification by transmembrane export across the plasma membrane
Cellular component (GO): plasma membrane
Molecular function (GO): fluconazole transmembrane transporter activity
Source: RefSeq, a predicted model, not a curated record